Molecule: messenger RNA, 1850 nt
Organism: Dreissena polymorpha
Lineage: Eukaryota; Metazoa; Mollusca; Bivalvia; Myida; Dreissenidae
Product: heavy metal-binding protein HIP-like
Exons: 1
Coding region: 71-544 (157 amino acids)
Molecular function (GO): protein binding
Source: RefSeq, a predicted model, not a curated record
CUCAAUUUGACAUUCGCGCUUUAUCAAUCGCAAUAGAUACAAUUUUGGUAAAAUCAGUUGUCUCUUAAUAAUGGCGAAGUAUGAACCUGACGAAGUUGAAUAUUCAUGUAGUGAUCAGCGGGACGUUCUUAUUGAGAACUUGCCAAAAAGUUUCAUGGCUCUAGUCGAUAAACUUACUGAGCAGGAAACGAAAAUAAAAGAACUUACUAAACGCCAAGAUCAAGUUAUUGUUGACAAUACGCCAUUGAUAGAUUUGAAAAAGAGUGAGCUAAUAAAAGAAGUCGACUACUUGAGGAGUAUGGUGUCAACCUUGGAAAGGAGAGUGACACUACUGGAGGAAAAACAACAGGCAGGACCAGGUGCUGUUGCAUUCUUUGCUACUGUGAGCGACGAUAUAGGUCACCUCCAUGAUCGGCAACGAAUUUUGUUUGACAACGUUCUUACAAACACGGGAGAUGCCUAUAAUGAACACAACGGUACCUUUGUGGCUCCAGUUGCGGGAUUGUACGUAUUUUCAACUACAUUGAUGUCCAGCAAAGGAUGAUAUGGGGAUUUUCGUCUGAUCAGGAAUGGGAAUGUGAUUUGUGUCAUAUAUCCUGACGCUGGUGGAACAAGUAAAAGUUACGAUAUGGCAACAUGUUGUAGUGUCCUACACCUAAAGAAGAACGAUGACGUUGCAAUUGAUAGCGGUAUAAACGAGUUUAAACGAGGAGGCGUUAAUGGAAAGCAUUAUUCCAAUUUUUCUGGUUUUUUACUGAAGGCGGAUUGACAGGCAAAACAACAGGCUUAAUUUAGAAUAUCAGAAACACACGUUUUAAGUCACAUUAAAACGAACCAUAGCUGUGUGUUGCUGUGAUGCUUUUGUAUCAAAAUUCAUGUAUACUCUAUGGUUUCCAAGAUGGAAACGUAUUCUAUUAAGUAAAUUUUAAAAACAGGUUAUAUUUCAUUGUCAGAGAAAAAACAGAAUCUUUUCAAAGUAUUGACUUGUAAAAAGUAUGAAGCACACUUUUGAAAUUUACAAAAACGAUUUAAUCCGAUGAAGAAUUAAAAAUUUGGUCCCUUGUUAUUUCGUUUACUGACAUCUCAUAUACCUUCAUUUGUAAUAGUAUCACAUAAUAUAAAUAAUGUUGUUCACAUUUUUUUUACUCUCUGCAUUAUCAGUUUUCUUAUACAAUGCAAUUCAGCUCUAUUAAUAUUAAACAUUAAGUGAGUUUGUAUGGUAAAUGCUUGUGUUUUUGUUGUUGAAAAAUACUUGAAAUAUAUAUAGAUAUGGUUAUAAAUGUAUGUUGAAUGUACGACAAUUAUAUUUAUAUAUCUAUCAAGUAGCUGUACAUGAAAUACUUCGUUUAUGAAAUUCUAAAUACUAUAUGUAAAGCUUUGUAUGUAUGCAUGAAAUUUUCUACGUAUGUAUAUAAUAUUCUACGGAGAAAAUAAAAUCAUGCACUGAAAGCAAAAAUACAACUUUUAUAGAGAUUCUUAGUUCCUAAUAUAGCACUUUGGUUAUUUCCAAAAGCAAUUUUAUAAGCUUAAAAGCCUUAUAAUAAAUGACAUACAUAGCAGGGUGGAGCUUUGUGUUCUAUGAUGAUUCAUUCAUGUAUAUUAAGAAAUAAAAUUUUCUAUAUUUGUCAAUAUGAAAUGCCAUUUAUUAGUAUUUUGCAGCUAGACCUGUGCAGGAGCCUUUUUGUACUAUUUAAACGCAUUUUUGCUUCCACAAGUAGAUAUAAUCCUUAUCUCAAACGGUGCUUCGUUCAACAAUGAUCUACAUUUUGUUAUAGCAAAAUAAUGUCUGUUAUUGCAUAGUUGUAUAUUUAUAAGUGUUUCGUUUCUACAACGUUGAACUUAUUACUACA